Molecule: messenger RNA, 1000 nt
Organism: Symsagittifera roscoffensis
Lineage: Eukaryota; Metazoa; Xenacoelomorpha; Acoela; Convolutidae
Product: dnaJ homolog subfamily C member 17-like
Exons: 2
Coding region: 13-951 (312 amino acids)
Biological process (GO): spliceosomal complex disassembly
Cellular component (GO): spliceosomal complex
Source: RefSeq, a predicted model, not a curated record
UUCAGUUUCAAUAUGCCUUCAGGUGAAGUGAACUCUGCCGAUCUUUUCAAAGAGGAUCUUUACGCUGCUCUGGACGUCGAAAGCGCAGCCGAGGAAAAGGAAAUCAGAAAAGCAUACAGAAAGAAAGCCCUCACGUGCCAUCCAGAUAAGAACCCAGACAACCCAGAUGCAGCUGAGCAAUUUCGGAAGCUAAGUGCUAUUUUUGAAGUUCUAGUCAAUGUCGAAACCAGAAAAGAGUAUGAUCGAAUUUUGAAAGCGAAAAAAGCGGCCGCUGAACGAAGUUACCAACUUGAUGCUAAGAGAAGAAAAUUGAAAGAAGAUCUAGAACGAAGAGAACGAGAGGCUAAUUUACAAAAGGAAAGGCAAGAAGAGGUGAAAAUUGUUCAAAAUUUAGAAAAACUAUUGAAAGAUUUGAGAGCGAAUGGAUCAAAAUUGUUGCACGAAGAGCAAGAGUUACUCAAAAAAGAUAUAAAGAGCGCUUCAAAUGAACGCAAAACAUCUGUUUCAAAAUUGAAAAUCAAGUGGAAUAAAGAAGGUUGUCCUAUUUAUGAUAGUAUUUCCUUAACUAAACUGCUGGCAAAGUACGGAGAAAUAAACGCAUUAGUUGUAUCAUCGAAGAAAAAAGAUUCGGCCAUUGUCGAGUUUGCGACUAACGAAGCGGCUGUUAUGACAUUUAGAAAUGAAAUCGGUGUUUUAAGUAAUCGGUUGUGUUUUGAAUGGAUAGGAGAUCCACCGCAAGAGUGUUUUAGUCGGCCUGCUCCAAUGAAGCAAAAAGAGAAAGUACCUAAAAAUGUAGUACCAGUUGCAACGCCAGCUGGUGAUUUUGACCUUGAACAAGAAGAGGAGGAAGUUUUUGCGGUUUUGAGACGCGCGGCUGAAAAACAGAAGUUAGCUGAGCAGAUGAAGAUUGCAACACCUACAGAAGAUCUAGACGUUUAUGGUGCCACGUAGUAUCAUCGAGGAGCCUACUUAGACUUGUCUUAGAAGCCAACUGAUCCAC